Molecule: messenger RNA, 4159 nt
Organism: Sebastes umbrosus (honeycomb rockfish)
Lineage: Eukaryota; Metazoa; Chordata; Actinopteri; Perciformes; Sebastidae
Gene: rtel1
Product: regulator of telomere elongation helicase 1
Exons: 34
Coding region: 251-3910 (1219 amino acids)
Biological process (GO): DNA repair; DNA recombination; telomeric loop disassembly
Cellular component (GO): nucleus
Molecular function (GO): DNA helicase activity; DNA polymerase binding; ATP binding
Source: RefSeq, a predicted model, not a curated record
GCACUGGACUGAAAGCGGAAAGCUGGCGGCAAGUUUAGCAGGCUGAUCAGACUCAUGUCCAGUGUUCAGUGAGUGGUGCAGGUCUGCGGUAACGUUGACAACUUAGCACUGCGGCCAAAGCAUUCAGUAUUAUCUGGUAACUUCACCACUUAAGUGUUUGACAAUUAAGCUGGAGCUACGAAGCCUUUGACGUGUGUGCGUAACUUUUAGUUAGUUAAUGCAGCUGCUGGUUUGAGCUCAGAGACUCACGAUGACGUCACUCACUCUGGACGGAGUCACUGUGAAGUUCCCUUUCCCUCCAUAUGACUGUCAGAAGGACUACAUGAGCAAAGUGAUUGAGUGUCUGCAGAAGAAGGUGAAUGGGGUUCUGGAGAGUCCCACAGGCACCGGUAAAACUCUGUGCCUUCUGUGUGCCACCCUGGCCUGGAGAGAGAACUUCAAGGACACGAUCUCUGCCCGCAAAAUAACAGAGAGGCUAGGCGGGGAGGAGAUGUUCCCAAACACACCCCUGUCAUCUUGGGGGACGGCUGCUACAGACGGGGACACGCCAACCUACUACACCGAUGUUCCCAAGAUCAUAUACGCAUCCAGGACACACACUCAGCUGGCACAGGUUAUCAGUGAGUUAAAGAACACUUCAUACAGGCCAAAGGUUUGUGUGCUGGGAUCAAGAGAGCAGCUGUGUAUCAACCCUGAAGUGAUGCGUCAGGAGAGUCACCACGUCAAGAUCCAUAUGUGCAGAUCAAAAGUGUCCACCAGGUCAUGUGUCUUCUACAAUAACUUUGAAGAGAAGAGCACUGACAAAGACUUGGUGAAUUCUAUCCAUGACGUGGAAGACUUGGUCAAAUUCGGCAACAAACAUAGGGCGUGUCCUUACUACAUCUCCCGUUCCUUGAAGCAGCAAGCAGAUAUCAUUUUUAUGCCGUACAACUACCUGCUGGAUCCGAAGAGCCGCAGAGCGCACAAUAUCGAGCUUAACGGAGCUGUGGUCAUCUUUGAUGAAGCUCACAAUGUGGAGAAGACAUGUGAAGAAUCCACAUCAUUUGACCUGUCUCCCUAUGAUGUAACCUCAGCCAUUAAUGCUGUGGACAAGCUGCUGGUGGAGCAGGCUAGAGAAGCCAGCCAUGGAGACUCUGUCACUGAAGACUUCAAUGUAGCAUCCCUCAACACUGGUUUAAAAAUAGAUCUAGAGACCAUCGCUAAAAUCAAACAGAUACUUCUGGAUCUGGAAGCUGCCAUUGAUUCCUAUGAAGUUCCGAGUGAAAAAGGCAUCACAAAACCUGGAAUCUUCAUCUAUGAGCUGUUGGAGAGAGCCCACCUGACCUACAAAAGCAAGACGGCUGUGUUUGAAGCUCUGGAGCAGAUCACUGGACACUUAUCAGGACAGCCAGGAAUAUUCCAGAACACAGGUGGACUGCAGAAGCUGGCUAAUAUCAUACAGCUGGUGUUCUGUGGUGAACCAACAGAAGAGGACAAACAAAAGCUGAUGGAGUCCAACACGGCUCAUUUUAAGGUUCAUAUCCAUCGAGACACCAGUUAUCAAAAGAAAACACAGAGCACUGAUGUGUGGGCUUCAUCUUCAUCAAAGAAACAAGGCAACAUUCUGAGUUACUGGUGCUUCUCUCCUGGCUACAGCAUGCAGGAUCUGGUGAAUCAAGGUGUUCGCUGCAUCAUUCUGACCAGUGGUACCCUCUCUCCCCUGUCCUCAUUCACCUCUGAGAUGAGGAUCAAAUUCCCAGUGAGCCUGGAGAACGGCCACGUGAUUGAGCGGGACCAGAUCUUCGUCGGCAUCAUUGAGCGAGGCCCAGACGGGGUGCAGUUAAGUUCAGCAUUUGAUAGAAGGUUUGUUCCAGAAAACAUGGCAUCUUUAGGCAACACUGUUGCCAACCUGAGCCGUGUGGUUCCCCAUGGUCUUUUAGUGUUUUUUCCCUCCUUCCCUUUAAUGGGAAAAACCCUGGACUUCUGGAGAGCUAACGGACAUGCAGAUCGCAUUGAGAACGUGAAGCCCAUGUUUGUUGAACCUAAAGGAAAGGGAACCUUUACUGAGAUCAUUGACGGAUAUUACAACAAAGUCAAUGAUCCAGCAUCCAAAGGGGGGUCCUUCUUUGCUGUGUGUCGAGGAAAGGCUAGCGAGGGACUGGAUUUUGCAGACACCUUUGGUCGGGGUGUCAUCAUCACUGGCCUUCCUUUCCCUCCAAAGAUGGACCCUCGAGUCAUCCUGAAGAUGCAGUUCUUGGAUGAGAUGUGUCGAAAGAAAACUCCUGGGAUGAAGUACCUGUCUGGGCAGGAAUGGUACAAACAGCAGGCUUUCAGAGCUGUGAACCAGGCCAUCGGUAGAGUCAUUCGCCACAAGGAGGACUAUGGAGCCAUCUUGCUGUGUGAUCAGAGGUUUAGAAGCUCUGAUGCCAGGGCUCAGCUUCCAUCAUGGGUCAGGCCUUAUGUGCAUCUGUAUGGCAGCUUUGGGAAUGUAAUCCGUGACCUCUCUCAGUUCUUCAGGGUUGCACAGAAAUUGAGGCCUGUGGUAGAGAAGAAGGCUGCAGCAGAGAGCUGUGGGACAGUGUGUUUACCAGACACUCAGUCCUCUGCCAUCACUUCCUGCUCAUCCUCCCAAAGCUCCCAUACCCAGAAGGCCAAGGUGCUGGACGCCCACCUCCCCAGCCUGAAGAGGAGGAGACUCAAUGAACACGCUGGAGCCAAUGGGAUGGCCAAGAUCUGUAUUGAGUAUGAGUGUGAGGUGCAAGAGAGUCAGAGGAGACCCGCCAACCUGCUGGAUGCUCUGGAGCGAGGGGACCAUUGCAGUGGAGAGGACGAUGACGCCGUUGUGGGAGAAGAGAAGGCAAACCAUUUGUCCACACUGUCUCUUCAAUGUGACAAGAGGAUGGAUGAUGAAUUGCGGGGAGGAAAACGGAAAAUCAAAUUGGUCCUAGAACAGAAAUCGCGGUUGCCGGAGGAGGUCUCUGGGGAAGGAACAUCCAGCAGAGUUAAGAAUAUCCUGGCGGAGAUGAAGAAGUCACUGAGUCGGUGCAACUUUGACCGCAUCAUACAGGCUCUGCAGACCUACAAGAAGGCUGACAACCUGGACGUCCUGCUGACUGAGACAGCUGUCUUAACUGAGGACACUAAUACUCACAGUCUGCUCCGGGGCCUCUACCAGUUUAUUCGCCCACAUCAUAAAAUGAGGUUUGAUGAGAAAUGCCAGGAGCUGACUGGGCGGGGCUGCGGAUACAAACCUAAUCACUCACUGUCUGCCGACGAGAAGAAAGCACUGAUGCUCCAGAGCGCUACAGCCAGUCUGCCUGCUGUGGGUCUAACCUCCUCCAGUUGGACGUCUACCUGCAGUCAGCUAAAUACACAGCAGCUCAACAAAGGAGGACAGCACCUAAACCAGCAAGGAAUAAGAGAACCUCAGACUGCUACAGCCAGUCAGCCUGCUGGGGGUCUAACCUCUACCUGCCAGCUGAAUACGCAGCAGCUCAACAAAGGAGGACAGCACCUAAACCAGCAAGGAUUAAGAGAGCCUCAGACUGGUUCUGCUUCAAAGAGAGACGUCCCCGCCACCUUUCUGGCUGAUGUGAAAAAAGCCGUCGGAGCGGAAAAGUCAGCUCAGCUCUUUCAGGCCAUCCAGAGCUACAAGAAGACAGACCGUUAUGAAGACCUGGUGACCACAGUGGUGAGCUUAUUCACAGAGAGAGAUGAGGACUUCAACCUUCUAAUCAGAUUCGGCAUGUUUAUUCCUCCUCGCCAUAAAAAGCAGUACAGAGAGAUGGUGGAUGCCUUGAUAGGUCAGUCCGUCCCCGCUGCUGAUGUUCCCGCUGUGAGUGAAGACCAACAAACACACGCUUCAUCAUCACCGUCUUUGAAGGCACAAAGCAAGAUUUCCAGUUUUUUCUCAAGCAGCCAAAGAAAGUAGAGUCUGAGUUCCAAGAAUAUUGUGUAUGUGAUUCAAACAGCCCAUAACUGUUACUGCUGACACAACUACUCAAGCUCUGUUCUGGGCAGUAAUCUGGCGGUGGAUUUUUAAUGUAGCUGUAAAUGAGGUGCACAGACUAUUCACAAUUCAAUUGUUCUUUAUUAUAUUAAUGUAAUGUAAUAUAGAGAAAUAUUGUAAUGUUUAUAUUAUGUUUUUAUAUUUAUUCAGCUAAUUAAAUUCAUGAAAGUA